Messenger RNA from Cannabis sativa, 666 nucleotides. RefSeq lists its product as uncharacterized. The transcript has a single exon. NCBI's taxonomy places the organism in Eukaryota, Viridiplantae, Streptophyta, Magnoliopsida, Rosales, Cannabaceae. Gene Ontology annotation, molecular function: zinc ion binding. The record is from RefSeq and is a predicted model, not a curated record. Bases 1 to 666 code for a protein of 221 amino acids.
AUGACAAGAAACGCUGCCGAAAGCUUCAACAAGGUGACAGAAGAAUUCAGAAAAUAUCCAGUAACUAUUUUGGUUGACUUCAUCAGGUUCACACUUCAAAAUUGGUUUGCUUCUCGUCUCGAAAAGGCUAGUAAGUGCGCUACUCCUUUGGCUACUACUUUUGAAAAUGAUUUAAAGGAUCAACACAAAGAUGGUAUGUUCAGGAGUGUCCUUCGUAAUGGUGCCCAAUUGUUCAACGUUGGUACGAGUCCUCAAGGUGAGAGAGGUGGUGAUGUGAACUUAGUGGAGAGAACAUGCACUUGCGGACUUUUCCAAAUGCUGAAAAUCCCUUGUCCACAUGCAUGUGUCGCAGCAGUUAGUCAGAAUGUGAGCGUGUACACACUUUGCUCUCCAUAUUACACUAAAGAAACGUGGAAGAAAACCUACGAUGCCACAAUUAAUAUUGUUGGCGAGGAGGAUGAGUGGGUACUACCGGAACAUAUCAAGAACAUAAGAAUCGGGGUACCAGUGGAGAAAAAACCAGUAGGUCGGCCUAGGAAGAGCAAUGCAGGUAGAAGACCGACGAAGCGUCGACCGUCUAGUGGUCAGGUGGUAGUGGAACCUCGUCAUUGUUCGCUAUGUCACGGUUCAGGGCACAACAGAGCUACAUGCAAAGCUCGAGUUUGA